AUGUCAACAAGAACUGAAAGAGCUUGUAUGCUUUGUGGAAUAAUAAAACCAUACCUGACAUUUAGAAAGGAUGGAUGUAUCAAUUGUGAAAGUCUUUUACAUUUUCAAGAAAAUGAUGAAAAUAUAAGUGAAUGUACAUCACCAUCAUUCGAAGGUUUAGUUGCAUUAGGUAGAGAAAAUAGAAAAAGCUGGGUGGCGAGAUGGUUACGAAUAGAUACUUUUGAACCUGGAUUAUAUGCUGUCAAAGUAAAUGGGAAAUUAUCACCAGAGUAUAUUGGAAAAUUAGAAGAUAAUAAUAUAAUAUAUAGACCAAGAGAUGGUUCAGCAAAUGAUUAA
Messenger RNA from Insectozyma verbasci, 336 nucleotides. The record is from the annotation of a GenBank genome assembly. Lineage: Eukaryota; Fungi; Ascomycota; Pichiomycetes; Serinales; Debaryomycetaceae.